Messenger RNA from Clupea harengus (Atlantic herring), 2870 nucleotides. It is a transcript of the gene rabac1, whose product is annotated as Rab acceptor 1 (prenylated). Gene Ontology annotation, cellular component: Golgi apparatus. Bases 197 to 772 code for a protein of 191 amino acids. NCBI's taxonomy places the organism in Eukaryota, Metazoa, Chordata, Actinopteri, Clupeiformes, Clupeidae. The transcript has 7 exons. The record is from RefSeq and is a predicted model, not a curated record.
GUAGUAUACUGAUCUUAGUAAGGAAAGUAUGAAAAAAAAAGUGGAAACUGUGACGUCGUCAACAUGCUUCCACAUCACUUCCCCUGCCACGAAAACCAUUGUAAACAGGAACACACAGGGAAGUUGAAAAUACCAGCCUUCAAACGUAGCAGUUGUCAGACAGCAUUGGAGUGAUCCACGGACCUGACGAGUCGAGAUGGAUGUCAAAGUGGACGAUCCGUUCGCCGCCGAGGCGGAAGAGGAUCUGGUGGCCCCGAGCAUCAUGGGGAGACUGGGUCUGCCCAAAGGCCUUUCUCCACACGUGGCGAGGGAGUGGUUCGACCGGCGCCGGAAGUCCAUUCGGCCGUGGGCCAGCUUCGUGGACCAGCGCAAGUUCUCCAAACCGCGCAACUUUGGGGAGCUCUGCCAACGAGGGGUGCGCAACCUGGACACCUACCACAGCAACUACACCUUCAUCUUCAUGGGCCUCAUACUGUACUGCAUUAUUAGCUCACCCAUGCUGUUGAUUGCCUUGGCCGUGUUUGUUGGAGCUCUCUACAUCAUCCACCUCAAGUCGCUGGAGAGUAAGCUGGUCAUAUUUGGGCGGGAGCUAACGUCGGGUCACCAGCUGGGAUUGGCUGGCUGUGUCUCCUUCCCCGUGUUCUGGUUGGCUGGAGCAGGUACUGCUGUCUUCUGGGUUCUGGGUGCCACGCUGGCUGUGAUUGGCUCCCAUGCUGCCUUCCGUGAGCUGGAGUCGUCAGACCUGGACGAGAUCCUGAUGGAGCCUGUCUAAGCAGAGCUCCGCCCUUCACCCCUGACCUUCGACCCCUCACCCCUGACCUUUCACCUUCCAAGUCUCCUAUUUACCCAGAAUGCACGUCUUCUCAAGCCUCCUAUAUAUUCAUGCUCUUCUCUUGUCUUCCCCAUGGUAACGCUACUGUGAUGUCAUGCUGACUGAUGGACACAUGGACUAACCAGCUGCUCCUGUAACUGUACUGACUCAAAGGCAAACACACACACACACACACACACACACACCAGUCGCUCUUGUGACUGUACUGACAUAAAGGCAAACAAACACACACACCAACACACACACACACACACCAGUCACUCCUGUGGCUGUGCUCCAUAAGGUAGCCUGUGUCGUGACUGGGGCCUGAAGCCUAUAAGCACACCAGCAGACAGCAUCCAUACCUCCAUAUCUGAUGUCCACAUUACCCAGCUUUGCCAUCCAUACCUCCAUAUCUGAUGCCCACAUUACCCAGCUUUGCCAUCUAUACCCUCCAUAUCUGAUGUCCAUACAGGCUCUGUAAUGUGUCUGAUUUAUAGAGUCCAUAUCUCAUGUGUGGAAUGAGAGACAGCACAGCUCUGUAAUGUGUGGUUUAUAGAGUCCAUAUUUGAUCUGUAGAAUAAGAGUUAAAUGCACCCUGUGCCUGGACCUGGUGACACUGGUGCUAUUCACCCGGGCCGAGUUUGGGGCGCCUGACGGAGUCGCCCUGGUGCCUGACGGAGUCGCCCUGGUGCCUGGCGGAGUCGCCCUGGUCCAGCCCUGAUGCCUGACGGAGUCGCCCUGGUGCCUGACGGAGUCGCCCUGGUCCAGCCCUGAUGCCUGACGGAGUCGCCCUGGUGCCUGACGGAGUCGCCCUGGUCCAGCCCUGAUGCCUGUUACGGAGCAGUAUGACUGCAGCCACAGCACACACUAACUGGGGGUUUUAUUGGGAGAGUUAAAUGCGCCUAAAUGCGCCCUGGAGGUUAUUCUAAGCAGGGGUUUUAGUGACAAACCUGGGUGAUUUAUCUCCCGGCAAAACUGCUAAAAGAAGAGCCCUAAACCUUUGUGUUGCUAGGAGAAUGAAACCAUAGGGCUCUUCUAUUAGGAGGUUUACCGCUUACUCUGAGAGACCUUACCCAAGUUUGGCCCUUAACCACGUACUGAGAACACCCUCCUUGGGUUCUGAGAGUAAUGAAGUUACCUAAAAAGGUAAAAUCCCUGUGUGUCUGGGGAUAUUGAGUAUGUUGUGUGAGUAUGUUAGCUAUGUGAGUAUGCUGUGUGAGUAUGCUAUGCGAGGAAGUUAGCUAUGUGAGUAAGUUAGCUAUGUAAGUAUGCUAUGUGAGUAAGUUAGCUAUGUGAGUAAGUUAGCUAUGUGAGUAUGCUGUGUGAGUAAGUUAGCUAUGUGAGUAUGCUGUGUGAGUAAGUAUGCUAUGCGAGUAAGUUAGCUAUGUGAGUAUGCUGUGUGAGUAAGUAUGCUAUGAGAGUAAGUUAGCUAUGUGAGUAUGCUAUGCGAGUAAGUUAGCUAUGUGAGUAUGCUAUGCGAGUAAGUUAGCUAUGUGAGUAAGUUAGCUAUGUAAGUAUGCUGUGCGCGUGAGCCUGCAAAUUAAGACCAACCCUCAUGUUUAUUUCUGUGCACUUCUGCUAUGCAUUCAUCUGUGUAGGAGCUUCCUGUGUGAUGAGACCGCUAGGGCUGGUAGAGGAGGUGUGGCUGUAAGAGCUGCUAUUGAAAUACUGCAGUAGAACAGGCCUCCCAUGUACAGGAGAGAUGGGGCUGCAUUGAUUAAUCAUGCUAGCGCAGCUUAGCUUAGCUUAUUGUUGUGUUAUCUUACAGGUCUGCCAUAUACAGGAGAGAUGGGGCUGCAUUGAUUAAUCAUGCUAGUUUAGCUUGCUUUAGCUUAGCUUAUUUUCAUGUUAUCUUACUGUAAGUCACUUAAGAUGAGCUUACAUUAGUUUAUUUUAGCUUAGCUUACUUUAUCUUGGCGUAUGUUAGUUAUGCUGGCCAUGGAACAAUCUGUUCUUUUCUCUUCAUGUUUUUUUCUACCUUUGUGUUCUGUUCUUGGCUCCUUAUUUUACACGAUACAAAUGGGAAGUGCAAUAAAUCUAUGUGCAUGUAACAGAA